This is a messenger RNA of Lytechinus variegatus (green sea urchin), 7562 nucleotides long. Its product is annotated as MAP kinase-activated protein kinase 5-like. The coding region runs from base 111 to 1520 and encodes 469 amino acids. Gene Ontology annotation, biological process: protein autophosphorylation; Ras protein signal transduction; negative regulation of TOR signaling. Gene Ontology annotation, molecular function: calcium-dependent protein serine/threonine kinase activity; calmodulin binding; ATP binding. The transcript is spliced from 11 exons. NCBI's taxonomy places the organism in Eukaryota, Metazoa, Echinodermata, Echinoidea, Temnopleuroida, Toxopneustidae. The record is from RefSeq and is a predicted model, not a curated record. Gene Ontology annotation, cellular component: cytoplasm; nucleus.
CACGCAUGCGCAUUUGAUGAAGGCCGGCUCCUCCUGCGACGUCGGGAUUCUGGAAUUGAUCCUAUUAGACUUGUUUUUGCUCCAGAUAUAACUCUGUAUCCCAAAGGAACAUGAGUGGCCAACCAGUAAAGAUAAAGACUGUCUCUAUCCUAGAGGAGUACACCAUAGAUUGGACCCAGAAACUUGGUACAGGGAUCAACGGACCAGUCAGGCCAUGCCAACAUAAGAGAAGUGAGGAGAGGUUCGCUCUCAAGCUUCUCACUGAUAAACCAAGUGCUAGGGCAGAGGUCAACCUUCAUUCUCGUUGCAGUGGUCAUCCUAACAUUGUGAAGAUUGUUGAGGUCUAUUCUAACGAGGUCCAGUUCCCGGGAGAACCUGCCCCAAGAAGUCGCCUUCUGGUCGUGAUGGAGCUGAUGGAUGGUGGGGAGUUGUUUGAUCGGAUCAGCAAGCAGAAAAGAUUUACUGAAAGGCAGGCAGUCAUUCUGACCAAACAGAUUGCAUCAGCUGUAUUAAGAUGUCACAGUUUAAACAUUGCUCAUAGAGACUUGAAACCAGAGAACCUUCUUCUUAAAGAUAACUCUGAGGAUUCACCGGUCAAGCUUUCAGACUUUGGAUUUGCAAAGGUUGAUGAUGGAACAUUGAUGACACCUCACUUUACCCCAUACUAUGUAGCACCUCAGGUUCUUGAAGCACAAAAAAGACAGAGACGGGAACAGAAGAACCUAAUCCAAACCUCGCCAAGACCAUAUACAUAUGAUAAGGGAUGUGAUAUGUGGUCUCUUGGGGUGAUAAUCUACAUCAUGCUCUGCGGCUAUCCACCUUUCUAUCCUGACACACCCAGCAGACAACUCUCAAAGGACAUGAGACACAAGAUCAUGGCUGGUCAAUAUGAAUUCCCUACAGAAGAAUGGUCACUUAUAUCAGAUGAGGCAAAAGAUGUUGUGAAAAGGUUACUGAGGGUUGAUCCAUCAGAAAGACUUAACAUUGAAGAACUCUGCUCACAUCCCUGGCUGAAAGAGAAUUCAGCACCAAACACAGAACUGCAUUCUCCUGCAAUAAUGCUAGAUAGGAAUAUGCUUGACAAUGCUAAACAGGCCCACAGUGAACAGCUAACUGCCAUGAGAAUACCUGAAAAGAAAGUCACUUUGAAACCUGUUGCUAAGGCUAACAAUCCUAUCGUCAGGAAAAGAAUUCACAGCAGAGGUCAUUCCAUAGACAACAGAACAGGAGAGGAACAGCCUCCUAGGAAACAGAACCGAGAGAUUUCAGAGGGUCUCAGAUGUCUUAGGAAUGUUAUUGCACAUUGUGUAGUACCGCCUAAAGAUACCAAUGGGGAAGAUACACUAUGUGAGCUAAUGAAGAGAGCUUGUCAAUAUAACACAGAUUGUCCCUCCCUUGAUAAAGCACUACAUAACCUAUCAUGGAAUGGAGAACAAUUUUGCCAUAAAGUUGACCACUCAGAACUAGCACUUCUUCUUAAGGACAUUGUAGACCAAAAGGAAAGGCAUGGGAAACACUGAAUCUUUCUUCUUCAAAUUCCUUUUGAUAUUUGGUGUAGACAGACCAACAACAAAACAAGACAGUAAACAAUCUACAAGGCUAUUCAUCAAGACAAGAUCUUCAAGUUAUUUCAACAGGAAAGUUCACCCUAAUAUCAAGUUGGUUUUAAGAACAUGAGAAUAUAUAAGAUACAAAUAAGGGAGAGUGAUGUGAUAUCUUUUUAGAAUUUUGAAAUUGAUUUGCUAUAUUUCAAAAGUAUAAUGAAAGGAACAUGAAAGAAAACUCUUGCAAUGGGGAACUGCUGAAAGUGUUUGGAUAGAGAGAUGGCUUGAUCAUGUAACUUUAUGCAAUUGCCCCUUUUUCAUUUAACCUGUUGCAUACUGGAACCAGGUGAUCUCGGUACAAAGGUUGUGGGUGUUAAAAAAUUCAGUAGUUGAUAGGUUAAAAGAAUAAAUCAAGGGCAAGUUUGGGUCAUCUUGUCCACCUUCAGCUAAGUACUCUUUCACUGUCCAUGUCUUGGAAGUGUUUAACUCUUUCUUUUACUCUGAAAUUGAAUAUAUUUUAUUUGUAUGCUUCCACAUCAUACCAUAGGUGGUCCCAGAGGUAUUAUGUUUCAGUUCAUCCGUCCGUCCAUCCGUUCUAGCGAUAACUGAAAGAAUAUCUUGCGUAUCAACUUACAACUUUAAUAGUCUAGGUAUACAUACAGGAGUGGCAAUGAUCCAAUUAUUUUCGGGGGUAUCAAUGCAAGAAAAUCUUGGAAAUAAUAGAACUGUUUGAGCUUUCAACUUCAAACGUGGCUCUUUGCAUGCAGCUGGGAGUGGCAUUGAUCUGAAUAGAUUUGAGGAAUAGUGAGGUCUCAGAGGCCAUUAUAUACAUUGUAAUGCCUUGUUUUCGCGAUGCCUGAAGGACAACAAUCCAAUUAGAUUCAGGGUCAUGAAGUCAAAGGUCACUUGUGAAAAUAUCUCUUUCACACAAUAAUUGAAGAAUCUUCUUUGAGGUAUAUCUUCAAUCUUGCUUUACGUUUGCAUGUAUGGGUCAUGAUGAUCUGCAUUGAUUUUGGGAUUUCAAUGUCACUGGAAAAAGGUCGAAGAAUUUGUUAAUUUUAAAUUCUAGAGGCUUGGUGUAUAGUAUAGGGGUCAGGCCAAUGAUGGAAAAGUGUAAAGAUCACUCGUAACUUGAUUAGAAUUAUUGUGCAUCUAUGAAUCAGAAAAAGAUCAUUUUUAUAUAUUUAAUGGACCAAUUUAUUAGUGGGAAUAUUUUAAAUAUAGAGUACAUUUUUGAGAUGCUAGGCUGUUUCUUUACUUAAUAUAUGUCUUGUUUCCUUACUUAUUAUCAGGGUAGGCUACCCCAGGGUGGUGUUUCAUAAAGUUGUUCAUAAGUUAUGCACAGCUGGAACAUGUUCUUAGGUGAUAAGUUAGCUGCAUAUAUCAUUUAGCACAAGAAAGGAUCACCAGUCAUGUGUAAGGUCAGGCAUAACUUAGGAACAGCUUUGUGAAACAUUCCCCUAAUUGAUUAUAUUCCAUGUAUAAUGAGAAGUUUUACACUGUAAUCACCAGAGUAGUUCAUGUAUUUAUCCACAUAUAACAAAUCUAUAUUUUGGCCAUUAUGUACAGUAUUGACAUAGCUUAUACACUAAUACACUUGGAGGGACAAAAGAUAUGCUGUAAGAUCCAGUCUGAAUAAGAUGUUUACUUCUUUCUUUUUGCACAAAAAUGGUGCAUUUCACCCUUUGAGCUUGAAUAUGAUAUUUGUUUCUCAUAUGAAGUUAAUUUCUUUCUUUUAUGAUACUCUUUGUGGUCAAAGAAAGCACCCUGGCUCUAACUAUUUAUGCAUGAUAGCAUUUCAUUGCAUAAUACCUAUCAGGUACUUAUCCCCCACCUGGGUUGUCUGUUGCAAACGUAGAUUGAUGAUUUGCCUAGUCAUAAUUAUGUUUCAGUGGCAGGAUCCACAAAUUUUUAAAUCAUGAUUGGGGGCUGUGUCUUAAAGCUGUGUGAAAAGAUGAAAGCAGCUAUGUGGCAAGUUCCCCCAAGUCUUCGCAGUCUCCCUUGUCUGCGCACAUGCGUAUCUGCACGAUUCUAGUAAAAGAAGAUAUGCAAAGAACACAAACUUUACACAUGCAAUACAUAGACAGAUAUUCAUUAAAUCAGAUUAAAAAUGGUGGAAUAAUAAUGAAUUUUGGAUACUUCUUGUGACGACCUCAAAAUGAAGCCUUUCUCAUCAAAAUCCCUGAAUCGCGUUCAAAGUGAAUCGGUGCGCAGACAUGGGGCACCAUUUUUUGUUCAAUCUGAAAAUGACUGCCCUAGGUUUUUUCCAAGAAAAUCAUAUUUUUCAAAUUUUAUGAGAUAUUUGGCAUGCUAACUCAUAAUGAUGUACGGAACAUUAUCAACAUUAACCUUAACUAAAAUUGUUAGGUGCGCAGACUUGGGGACCACCAUCAUACAAAGCAAAUGGAAUCUGAGAAUCCAAGGCGGUUUAUCCUUGUCAGUCCAUUCAUAUUAGCUAAAGUUGAAGGACACUGAUAUUAAUUCACAACAUUACUACUAACAUAGGUGGUUAGUAGGCCUACAGUGUGUAUGCAAUUUCAAUGAGAUUCUUAAAUGAACUGCAAGAUUUACUUGAAUUAUAAACCAUUUGGCUCAUAUUUUGGCAUUCUAUAUUCAAGUUGUUCAUAGAGCCAUGUGUAACUUUAAGAACAGCUUUGUGAAACACCCCCCCCCCCCUCUCCUGAAACUUAUCCAUUACUGAUGCUUUUUCAGGAAGCUGGUCCUAAGCUUACUGGUGAAAUACUCUUGGGUGCCAAUCAAACUCAAUCAUUUUCAUUCACAUCAACUCGAGUUGAAAUAUAAUGUUUACCAGUUAAGGAAUUCUUAUGAUUUACAGGUAUUGGAGUUGUACGUUAACAGAAAGGAAGUUUGUUCAUCUCAUUAAAAGAACAUGGUUCAGUUAUUCAUGAAGUAACUUUGACGGCAUAAUGAAACAACCCUUUGAACACAAAGACAAAAUCAAUAUGAAUUUGAAUAGAUAGUACUUGAUGACUGCCACUGAUUUGUUUGUAAUUAUGGUUAAAAUGAUUGUAUAUUUGUCCAUAAUGAUCUCAGGUUGUGUUCAAAGUACAGUGUAUACAGAGAAGAGACAUUCCAGCUAAGCUAGAGAAUUGUGUUAGUAACUGCAAAUCUUAGCUGGUUUCAGCUGGUUCUAAUUGUUAUUGUAAUAAAGUUAUCUUAUUGAUUUAAAUCUGGACCUUUUGUAACAUGGGUAACACUUCCUUGUGAUACCAUAGAACUGUGUUGCCAUGCCAAUGAUAUAUAAAGGCUAAUCAAUAAUCCGUGGUAGAUAAUAUUAGCUUAUUUUUGAAGGUGCAAGGGGAACUUCAUGUACUUCUUUUGACUGGUCAUGCUAAAUCAAUAUUCAGAGUACUGCCCUGCUGACUUGACUUCAGAAAGAUCAGAAGUGUGUAACUGAUAUUUCAAAUGGACAUUCUGUAUAUAGCAGUACAGAAGGAGGUGAUGAUCAUGUGAUGAAAAGGAGCAUCGUGAUAAUGCAAAAAUAACAAUUCUAGAUCAUCCAUGUAAUAACUCAAUAUUACAUUUUCAUGCCUUGACUCCAUAUAUACUCUGCCAAUAUUUAUGGGUAUUCUUCAAUAGAUGUGGGGGUAUAAUUUAUAUAAAGCAAAGUGAGAAUUUCAGAUUUUUGUGAAGAAUUGAUAUUUUCUUUCUUCAUAAUUUGGUCAUUCAUUUCAUUAUAUCUACCAUCAAUUUGGGCUUAUUACCAUUUAGUCUGCUUGGUCUAAUACCCACUUAUGUAAUUUGCACCUGCCCAGUUGGUAGAAUUUCCACUUCGUUUUAUUAUUUUUUAUACUUUCUCAAAUGAAAAUUUGGUAAAUGAGCAGUUUGUCUUACCUAAGCAAGUGGAUAUAUGGGUAAAGCUAAAGCAAGAAUAAGAAUAAAUGGUAAACAGAAUAUAGAGUGGCAAAUAGACUGAAAGGUUAUUUGGUUAAUUUGUUGUAGAUGAAGUAGGAUUAUAGUUAGACCAUCUGAGAUAAGACCACAUGGGCAAUAAACAAAGUGGUUGUUGACCAAAUGGCAAUUUAUCCAUCAUAUUACAUUACCUGUGUGGCCAUAGAUUUUACUACUUCUUGUAUUUUUUAGAAAUUCAUUAGAUCUUUAGCCUGAUUUUUUUUGGAGGGGGGGGGGGGUGGGGGCCUAAUUACACCUUUGAUUUUCCCUUUUUUUACAUGGCUUUUGAUUUUAGUUGGAUUCCCUUUUAACUUAACGUCAUACACACUUUAUUGAAGAAAAAAAGUCAAUCAUACAAUUUGUCUUUGAGUGGAUGCACAUUCAAGUAAGGUUAUUGUUCUUAUUUAGCCUGUUCAUUUAGAAUUGUAUAUUAAAAGUGAAUUGAUAAGUUAUUUCCAGUGUUAAAAAAAUUCCAGCAUUUAUUUUUAUACAGUAUGUGUAUGUAUGUUUGUAGCAGUGAAAAAUAAAUGUAUUAGAUGUGCCUGACCUUUUUUUUACAAGAGCAUGCAAUAUCUGAUUUUUAGAAUUUAGAUUGAGCUUCCAAUGAUAAAAAUUUAUUAAAGUUGAAAAACACAAUGAGUGGUAUCGAUUGCAUUGUACUGAAGAAAUGUGUUAAGACUAGAUUGAUAUUAUGUAAAUAUUGCAAAAAUGUAGACAGAAUUACCUCAAACUGCUCAAAGAAUUGUGUGAUUUGGGUUUCUACUUAUUUGGCCAUUCUUAUUGAAUGAUCAAUAAUAAUAAUAAUAAUAAUAAAAAUAACAAUGUAACCAACUCUCAAUGAUGGAUGUGUGUGAUUAAAAGAUUAUUGAAACAUUGUACUUCUUGUUUGUUACACAUUGUCAAUUUCACUGCCAAUAUAAGUUAAUUUUUAUAGGCCCUGUUGACUGAUUAAGAAUAAGCUGUAAUUACUUCAUAAGUUGACCCUUUUUUUCUUUUUCCAAGACUAUGUGCAAGGCUCCAGACUAUUUUUUGAUUGCCCGAUCAGUCCACCAAAAUCAUUGGUAUUAAUGAUCAUUGACAGUGGAUUAUGGCAGUCUUAGUUUGUGAUUUUGUAAUACAGACCUCAGACUAAUUCUGCAAGAAUAGGUGUUGUAAUUGAAUAAUAAUACAAUGUGUUUUGUUCAUCUUAAACUAUCAUUUUGUUAUCCAUGCAAUAUAAAUUCAGGUAACAAAUUAGUACUUUAUGUGCAAAAAAUAUUUUCUGAAUAGUGUACUACAUACUACAAAAUUUUAGUUUAGUUUAUGGUUGAUUUGCUGAAUCAUCUUUGCAAUAGAGGUUCUACUUUACUGAUAUAUUUUAUAUUAUUACAUUUGAUUAAUUCAAUAGCAUUCAUAAAAUUUGACUUUAUAUGGUUUUAUAUGGUCUAUCUCAUUUUGUAUUUCUCAUUAGAGAUGUAAGUGUACAAAAACUAAAAGUAUUGUUUGUAUUAAUUGAGUAUGGAAAUGUAUUUUCACCCAUACUUGAUGUUCAGUUGAUCUGAAACCUAUGUAUUUCUGUAUGAAUAUUUUCUUGUAAACUCUUAUUAUUUAUAGUAUACAAACCAGAAGUUGAAAAGAAUAUAAGGAAAUCCUGCGUUUUCAAGCUUUGAUACUUUUUAUCUAUGACUCCUCCAAAUACAGCUUACUAAUUUUAAUUUCAUGUUUAUCACACGUUUUUAUGAAUUAAUCGUGAAAUGUUUUAAAAAACUUUUUAGAGAGAUAUUUCAUGAAAUAAUUUUGGUUCCACUUCCUAAUAGGAAAUCAAUUUUUUUGGCCAUCUUUGAUUAUUUGAAAACCCACUCAAGAAUAUGGUUUGUAUAUACCAUUAUGGUCUUUUAAUAUUUGACAGGUCAAAUUAUAUUUUUCAAAAUUUUAUAUUAUGUAGUAAUGACUACAUGAAUUUACAUUUUAUUGCAAUUAUGUAAUGUUUUUUUCUUUUAGAGUUGCUGCCUUCAUGAUGUCAUUACUUGGCAGAUGUUAUUUACUUAUAUUCUUGUCUAAGAAAUAGAGGAUAAUGGUUUGUGGAAAUUAGCAUGUAUUGCUUUAUAAAGACAUUUAUGGAAACCU